Lachnellula hyalina is the source of this 1086-nucleotide messenger RNA. RefSeq names its product Satratoxin biosynthesis SC1 cluster protein. NCBI's taxonomy places the organism in Eukaryota, Fungi, Ascomycota, Leotiomycetes, Helotiales, Lachnaceae. The transcript has 3 exons. The coding region runs from base 1 to 1086 and encodes 361 amino acids. The record is from RefSeq and is a predicted model, not a curated record.
AUGGGUAAUACUUCAGCUCAGAGUCAAGCUGCGACCACUUCAUCAACAGUGGUAAUUAUUCUCGCCAUCAUUUCCGUCAUCCUGCGCUUCGUCACUCGUAGGAUUAACAAAAUUGGCCUUGGGCCAGAUGACUGGUGGAUUCUCAUUGGUCUAUCCUCCACCAUCUUAAUCGGUGGCCUUCUUCUAUAUGGAGUGAUAUCCGACCCCAGCGGUGGGCAGUUUGUCGAUCGCGACUCGCCCACAUUCGAUUACGCUCAACACGUCACUUACCUCAAAGUGACUUUUACCACGGCCGUCUUGUACUUUACAGUCGUGACAUCUAUCAAGAUCUCCAUUCUACUCAUGUACCGUCGAGUUUUCAGCAUCGAAAAAUUCCGUCGUCAAUCGUUCGUGGUUGGUGGCGUUGUUGUGCUCUGGUGGUUCGUUGGUACACUCCUCACAAUUCUUGGCUGUCUUCCCAUCCACCGGUUCUGGGUUGGCCCUUCAGCUGGGGGCUACUGUUUCGAUCUCAACAUAUUCUGGACGGGAAUGGGUGUGGCAGAGCUCGUUAUUGAUACGGUGAUUCUAGUCCUCCCGAUAGGCAUUGUGGUGAAGCUGUGGAUGCCUCUGCAGCAGAAAAUAUUGGUCAUAGGCAUCUUCUUGCUGGGAGGCUUCGUUAUUAUCACAGGCCUUAUUCGCGUGGUACUUGGUUACAAGCCUGGCAGCCGAAACGCCGCAUUUCCAAAGGCUGAGCUGUGGUCUGCAAUUCAUAUUGGUAUUGCCAUCGUCUGCGCCUGUCUUCCAACACUUCGUCCGCUCCUCAGUCGAGCCACUGCGUCUGCGUCCUCCCUAAGUCACCGCAUGUACGGCACUCGUUCUGGUACAAGUAUAACGCGCGACUAUACCGGCACUUCGAAUGCUGGGCCCAAGAACACAGGCCCAGGAAGAAAGCCAGAAGAAUUAGCUCUGAAAAACAUGAGCAAUGUUAGCAGUCCCAUUGAUCCACAUGCGGAUACUAUACGAUUGACAGGUGAGGGCGGAAAGCUUAGUGCAUAUAAUCAGUCUGAAUCAAUAUUUGGACUUUCAAAUUCCAGAGAAAAUGUAUAA